UUCCUCCAACUCCUGUCUGCCUCCUCUCCAUCCCCCCGUUCCCUCCACCACCGCCACCACCACCGGCCUUGCUCGUCUCGCGGCGACCCGCGGCCGCGCUCCCCCGCGCCGGAACCCUAGCGGCCGCCAUUGCCCCCGCGCCGCGCGCUCGAUGGACGGAGGGGGCUCUGGGGCGGCGCCGAACGCCGCGCGCACCGCUGAGGAGGUCUUCCGCGACUACCGCGCCCGCCGCGCCGGCAUGAUCAAGGCCCUCACCACCGAUGUGGACAAGUUCUUCAAGCUCUGCGACCCCGAAAAGGAGAACUUGUGCCUUUAUGGGUAUCCCAAUGAGACGUGGGAGGUGACCUUGCCAGCUGAGGAAGUGCCCCCAGAGAUCCCUGAACCAGCAUUAGGAAUCAACUUUGCUAGGGAUGGCAUGAACGAGAAGGACUGGCUGGCGCUAGUUGCAGUUCACAGUGAUUCCUGGCUACUGUCUGUAGCAUUCUACUUUGGUGCCCGGUUUGGGUUUGACAAAGAAGCUAGGAGGCGACUCUUCAGCAUGAUAAACAACAUGCCUACAAUAUUUGAGGUAGUGACAGGAUCGGCCAAGAAACAGACGAAGGAGAAGACACCUAACAGUAGCAGCAAGAGCAACAAGCCUAGUUCAAAAGUGCAGUCAAGAGCUGAGGCUCGUUCGAAGGCCAAGGUCCCCAAAGAUGAAGAAGAGAGCGGUGACGACGAUGGGGACGAGGAGGCGGAAGAGCACGACAACACCCUGUGCGGGACCUGCGGAACCAACGACGGCAAGGACCAGUUCUGGAUCUGCUGCGAUAACUGCGAGAAGUGGUACCACGGGAAGUGCGUCAAGAUCACGCCCGCCCGGGCCGAGCACAUCAAGCAGUACAAGUGCCCGGACUGCACCAACAAGAGGGCCAGGGUGUGAACGACGACCGAGCACCCCAGCGGCCUUUUCAGGAGGAAACCAUCUCCUGGCGCCGGGAUCAUCCCCUAGAUAUGGCGUAGUUUCCUAGCCUGUAAAACCCGCGUUUCUAUUUAUGGUUACAUAUCUGUUGGUUAGUUGUUCGACCUAGCUGUGUGUCUCUAAAACGUGGCAUGUCCCCUGUGUUGAGUGUUGACGUGAGCGUCUCUCUUCCUAGUAUGUAAACACUGGAGGUACCUCUCAACUGACCAUUUCUUCAUUAUUCGUGCAGUGCACUUGGUAGUAGUGACUAGUGACUGUAGUCUUUGUUAACAGUUCCCAGCA
Messenger RNA from Setaria italica (foxtail millet), 1243 nucleotides. RefSeq names its product PHD finger protein ALFIN-LIKE 6. Gene Ontology annotation, biological process: regulation of DNA-templated transcription. Gene Ontology annotation, molecular function: transcription cis-regulatory region binding; histone binding; transcription coregulator activity. Bases 152 to 922 code for a protein of 256 amino acids. The record is from RefSeq and is a predicted model, not a curated record. The transcript has 5 exons. NCBI's taxonomy places the organism in Eukaryota, Viridiplantae, Streptophyta, Magnoliopsida, Poales, Poaceae. Gene Ontology annotation, cellular component: nucleus.